UACAAUUUUUCAAUUUCGAAGUCCCAACAGCAUCAAAUUUUCGGAAUCUCGGCAUCUCUAAGAACGAAUCUUUCCCUUUCUUUCUUACUCUUUCUCUCUCUGUUUUUAAAAUCUUUGGGAUCGUGAAAGCCCAAGAUCAAGAUUGUCGGUCUUGUGGGUUUUUCCCGGAACCUCCAAGAUUACACAGUCGGUGACCGUAUGUUUGUCAUUGUUUCAUUCCCUCCAUUUUUUACUGAUAACAACUGAGGGACCAAAGAAGAAGAAUCUCCUUCUGGGGCCGCUUGUUCUCAGCUGAUGGUUCUUCAAUUUCAGGCGAAAUAAGAAUUGUGAGAAUUCCAAAAUGUCUUCUGAAACAAUGGAAAAUAGCGGUACUUCUUUGGUGAAAGGAAGUAAAAGACAAAGGCUCUGGAAGAAGGUGAAGUACCAACUGGUUGAGUAUCACAUGUUGCCUGGGUACUUGAGGGACAAUGAAUACAUUGUGGGUCAUUACCGGUCCGAGUGGCCGUUAAAGCAGGUCUUGCUCAGCAUAUUUUCCAUUCACAAUGAGACACUAAAUGUUUGGACGCAUUUAAUAGGGUUCUUUCUUUUCCUUUCAUUGACGAUAUACACUGCAAUGAAGAUUCCAAAGGUUGUUGAUCUUCACACUCUACAUUUUCCUGAUGUUCUGAAAAAGGCUGAUCUGCACAAACUGCAAGAAGAACUCUUGACAAGUCUUCCAUCCUUACCAAACUUGCCUGAUCUACACAGGCUUAGGGAGGAGUUAAAAACUUGGCAUAUUCUGGAACUUUUUUAUAAUUGUUUGCCUGAGCGAUUUUCUCAUGCCAACCACACCGAUGUUUGUGUUCUGAUGGGGACGGGAAGACAAUGUGAACGUAGCAUGAAAGAAGAUGUGGCAAACAUAAUAGCACCAUUGAUGCUGACGCCAAUCACACGAUGGCCAUUUUUUGCAUUCUUAGGGGGCGCCAUGUUUUGCUUGCUGGCCAGCAGCACAUGUCACCUCCUCUCUUGCCACUCCGAGCGUGUAUCAUACAUCAUGCUCAGGCUCGAUUAUGCUGGAAUAGCAGCACUUAUUUCUACCUCCUUUUACCCUCCUGUCUACUACUCCUUCAUGUGUAAUCCUUUCUUCUGCAACCUCUACAUGGGCUUUAUAACCCUCUUGGGAAUCACCACCAUCAUGGUUUCUCUCCUGCCAGUCUUUCAAACUCCUGGAUUCCGUUCCAUUCGUGCUUCUCUCUUCUUUGGCAUGGGCUUGUCUGGGGUUUUACCAAUUAUGCACAAGCUUGUCAUGUUUUGGGACCAACCUGAGGCACUCCACACAACCGGAUAUGAGAUUCUGAUGGGUGCCCUUUAUGGGAUAGGAGCAUUGGUUUAUGCCACAAGGAUUCCAGAACGAUGGAUGCCUGGGAAAUUUGACAUUGCAGGGCACAGCCACCAGCUGUUUCAUGUAUUAGUAGUGGCCGGGGCUUACACUCACUACAGGGCAGGGCUUGUUUACCUCAAAUGGCGCGAUCUGGAAGGUUGUUGAAUUUGUUGUUUUAAGAAGAUUGAUAGGUGGGAAGGCCUUUGUUGGUUGUCACUUUGUAUGAACAUUAUCGAAUUUGUUGUUUUAAGAAGAUUGAUUGGUGGGAAGGCCUUUGUUGGUUGUCACUUUAUAUGGAUAGGUGAAGUUGGUUUAGGAAAACGAGAAGAGCCUCUGCCCCAUCCCUCAGUCUGUAAAUCUAGAUGUAACUCAGUAUUGAAACGAAUGUUGUUUUCUAUUCAGGUGUAGAUGAAAAUAAGAAAAAGAAGAAUGUUUUGCACCUCCUAGGUUGUAUAGGUGCUUCUCAUAAUCCUUGUGAAUGUAAGGAUUCUUGUACUAUCAGACCAAAAAAAAGGAAAGUACAAACAAUUAUUGGUAUAGGUUCCAAAUGAAUGAGCAUCUUUCCAAAAA
Molecule: messenger RNA, 1930 nt
Organism: Ziziphus jujuba (common jujube)
Lineage: Eukaryota; Viridiplantae; Streptophyta; Magnoliopsida; Rosales; Rhamnaceae
Product: heptahelical transmembrane protein 4
Exons: 6
Coding region: 341-1525 (394 amino acids)
Cellular component (GO): membrane
Molecular function (GO): signaling receptor activity
Source: RefSeq, a predicted model, not a curated record